GGUAGCCUUUAUUCACUAAUAUUUCUGGAUGCAGCCUUUAGUUGACGCACUUGCGUUCUUAAUUUUACACAAUACGUCAUCUUAAAUAAAAUAAAAUGACGACAGGUAAAUUCAAGUCAUGAGUACAGAAGACUCAAAUCCAGCCGCCACACCCACUCCAUGUGAAGACACCCAGGGAGAUGGACGAUGGAUGUCUUUGCACAACCGCUUUGUGUCUGACAGCAAAGACAAAGAACCUGAUGUUCUGUUUGUUGGAGACUCUCUGAUUCAGCUCAUGCAUGAGUUUGGGAUAUGGCGGCAGUUGUUCUCUCCUCUCCAUUGCCUUAACUUUGGGGUGGGUGGUGAUGCAACACAACAUGUGCUGUGGAGGCUGAGCAAUGGUGAACUGGAUAACAUCAGCCCAAAGGUUGUAGUGCUGUGGGUUGGCACGAACAAUCAUGGUCACACAGCUGAACAGAUCUGUGGUGGUAUCAUGGCCAUCGUCCAAGUCAUCAAAAACAAGCUCCACCAUGCACACACGCUUGUACUUGGUUUGCUGCCCAGAGGUAAAAUGCCAAAUCCUCUACGUGAACGAAACGCCAACGUGAACAAGCUAGUCCAGGAUGCCUUAUCAUCGCUUCCCCAUGCCUCUUUCGUUGACUUGGACCCUGGCUUUGUCCUCUCAGAUGGUAGUAUCUCUCACCAGGACAUGUACGACUACCUCCACCUGACCCCUCAUGGAUACCAAGCUGUGUGUGAACCUCUGCACGGCCACAUAAAGUCUAUGCUAGACAAGCCUGCUGAGAACUGAGCACCCAGGUUACAGAUGUACACUACCACAGUGGUCCCCGUCCCUGUUUAUAGAGAGUGUUGCACACAGCUUAUUAAGACUUUAAAGGCUGGUUAGGAUCAUCAUAAAGGCUAAGAGCAGAGCUUAUUUGUGUAUGUCUUCUCCAAAACCAGGGUUGGUGACCACUGUCACUGAGAAUGGGACCAUAAGGUUUUUUUGUGUUUACGAUAAAGUCAGAGACAAAAUAUUUUGUGCAACAGAGACAACAUCCUCCCCCUAUUUCCAUUACCUUCUAGUUUCCAAAAAUGUUCUCUCAUAAAAGGAUAAUUACAUUUCACUGCCACACGAUACAAGGGAUAAAUAUGAGGAAAACUCCAAAGUGCGGAUGACUGCACAAUUAGGAAAUUAAAAUUAGAUUAGAUUCAGAUGUUCAGUGGUUAUGAAUUAGAUGAAAGGAUUGAAGGUGUUAUAAACAUGCAGCAACUUCUUAGUUUUACAAAAGCAUUCUGUAUGUAAAACACUGCUUGCUGCAUCGUGAUAAAAGCUUUAUUUAUGAACAUGUGCUUCAGAUAUAAUCCCUUUAGCUACAAGUGUUGUGAACUAGUGAAGCUGGAUUGACCUUAGAAUAAUGGUUUCCUAGAAUGACUCCAGUAAGAAGCCCACAAUGCUCCGUCUUUCUGAGGCAUUGGGAACCGGAUCUAGUUGGGAAAUGGUUUAGGAAUUCUCAGAUUUGUACCAGGAUCUGCCUGGAUUUUAGAUACGACUGUACUUCUAAUUUGUCCGUUUUGUGUCCCAGUUUCACCCCAUUUCCACGAGUUACGUGUUUUUUUUGGCAUUAGAUUUUUUUUUUUUAAUUUUAAUUUUUUUUAAAAGAUGUUUCAUUAUAGCAGGAAAAGCACAGACAAAACCAGGAAACCUUCAGUGAGACAGCAUGCACACAAACUUCUAGUUCAGAUUGAAAUGCAGCUGUCACCAAUAAAAGUAAUUAGAUCUGUGCUUUCACUGCUUUAUUCGCUGUGAAAAAAGGUCUAUAGCUUUACUGUGAUUUCAUGUUAUUUUUUCUUUUGUACAUGUUAAUGUCAUUGACCAAAGGUUCUGACUUUGUCUGCAUGACAAGUUAGACUCAUUUGCUUUCAUUUCUUCUUGACAUGUUAUCUCAUUAUUGCCUUUGUACCAUUUUUCUUCUUUAUCAACAUCAGUGUUUCAUGUGAGUGACUGUGUUUUGUUUAGAUCAUAGAUGUAAUUGAUUAGAUUGUGAAACUGUAUUCAUGCAUCUAGUUGCUUGUGCUUAAAAUUCACCUUUGUCUCCAAUAUAUGGGUCAUUCAACCUUUUAAAUGCUUUACUUUCCACUGAAAUGCUUGAGCACCUCUUGGAUAUGGAGUGUGCCAUGGAAUUUGAAUCAUGGUCCAGGAUGGCUAGUUGCAUAAGUGAUGAAAGAAAUGCAUUAAAUUUCAAAGCAAAACGG
Messenger RNA from Melanotaenia boesemani (Boeseman's rainbowfish), 2235 nucleotides. RefSeq names its product platelet-activating factor acetylhydrolase, isoform Ib, gamma subunit (gene pafah1b3). The transcript is spliced from 6 exons. The record is from RefSeq and is a predicted model, not a curated record. Lineage: Eukaryota; Metazoa; Chordata; Actinopteri; Atheriniformes; Melanotaeniidae. Bases 119 to 790 code for a protein of 223 amino acids.